UAUCAUUGGACACAAACAGCUGUUGACUGAAAACAAACUUGUUUCAAUUUAUAAAGUAGCUUCUGUAUUAUGGUACAGGAGUUGAAUAACAGUGGACUAGUUAUUGAAACCUCGUUGCAGGUGCCAAAAGACAAAGAGGCUCAUGAAGUGGAAUGGCAGCAGUACAUCACUGGAGUAGCAGCAUGUUUGAGCCUGGUGGCUUCUGGAGCCUGGUUCAGCUGGCCAGCGCCUCUUCUUCCUCGACUUGUGGGUCCGGACAGUCCUGUACCUAUGACUCCAGAGGAAGCCUCUUGGGUGGUAUCCAGUGUGGAAGUGGGAUGUCUUUUUAGUCCUUUCCCAUCAACUUUCCUCGCUGACCAUUAUGGACGCAAGCUCUCUAUGCUAUUCGCUACACCACUCUUCUUUAUUGGCCUCUGUCUCACCAUCUACAUCAAAACAUUUUGGUCUCUAUGUCUGGCCAGAUUUGUUGCAGGUUUCUCCAUGGGAAUCCCAUGGACAAUUUUACCUCUGUACCUUGGAGAAAUUGCAACUCCAAAAGCCAGAGGGGCAAUCACGAGUUUUUUUCAUGUAGCUUGGGGAUUGGGGUGUUUAUUUCCCUAUUGUGUUGGACCAUUUUUACCUUUUGACAUGUUCACAUACGUCACUUUCUCCUUGUCUGUUAUUUUCUUGAUUUGUUUUGCAUGGCAACCUGAAAGCCCUUACUAUUAUGUAAUGAGAGGGAAGCCAAAAGAAGCUAGUAAAAUGUUAAAGAUACUUAGAGGAUCACACGCGCCCGAUUUGCUCCAAAAAGAACUAGAGGAAAUACAACUAGAAGUGAAGAAAAGUUUAGAAGAGAAAGCAUCUUGGAUAGACAUUUUCACAAAUCCAGCAGAUAGAAAAGCUCUUCUUUUAAUUAUUAUUGUUGGCGUGGUAUCGUUUCUGAGUGGGCAAAACGCUAUACUAACUUACGCAACUGAUACUUUUUCUAAAUUUUCAAAUAAUUUCAUCGCCCCAGAUUAUAUUACCAUAGCAGUCGGUGUUGUUGCUCUUCUAGGAAGUGUGUUCAGUGUUUUCACAUCUGAUAGAUUUGGAAGACGUUUUCUAUUGUUAAUAUCAUCUAUUGGAUGUAUGAUUAGUUUAGUUAUUGCUUCUGCCUAUUUCUACCUGGACUCCAACACAAGUGUUGAUGUAUCCUCGUAUUCUUGGGUUGCCCCAGUGGCAAUCAUGUCCUACAACUUGUUUGUUACUGCAGGAAUGCAUCCUGUUUGUGUCACUUACACGUCAGAGCUGUUCCUAACAAGUACUCGAGGAGUGGCAUCAAGCAUAUCUGGCAUCAAUUUGACAUUCUGUUCCUUUCUGGUUUUGAAAUUCUACGAGCCUAUUUCAGCAGCAAUGGGAAUAUAUUUUGCUUAUUUAUGUUAUGCCUUAACUUGCCUCAUUGGCAUGGUCUUGUUCUACUAUAUGAUGCCAGAAACUAAAGGAAAAACUUUUCUUGAAAUUAGGGAAUCUUUAAAAAGAUAAUUCAAUUUCUUGAUUUGUUACUUUUAAUUACAUCAAACAAUUAAUUAAAACUAUUUCCUUAUGAAAAUUAUAUUUCCCCUUUAAUGUAAUUAUAAUGUGAAAAUAUUAAAUUUACCUCAAUAUAAAAUGUUAUACUUCUGGUUAUAAAAAAUUAAAUGUGCAUUUUCAGAGGAGGAGCUGUGGAACUUUCAAACCACUAGAGGAAAAUAUAAAAACCCUUUUAAAAAGGUGAAUUUUUGAUGAUAAAUGAAGGAGUAUAAAGGAGUAAAUAAUUUGUACAUAUAAUGUAUUGUCAGUCUUAAAAUCUCAAAUAAAAACAGGUAUUUUACUUUAGGAAUGAUAAA
Messenger RNA from Homalodisca vitripennis (glassy-winged sharpshooter), 1844 nucleotides. Its product is annotated as facilitated trehalose transporter Tret1-like. NCBI's taxonomy places the organism in Eukaryota, Metazoa, Arthropoda, Insecta, Hemiptera, Cicadellidae. Bases 70 to 1500 code for a protein of 476 amino acids. The record is from RefSeq and is a predicted model, not a curated record. The transcript has 3 exons. Gene Ontology annotation, cellular component: membrane. Gene Ontology annotation, molecular function: transmembrane transporter activity. Gene Ontology annotation, biological process: transmembrane transport.